CGCGCCGGGGGUGGUUAGUCGAUGGUUCAGUCUACGAACGUGAAAAAUUGCUAUUUCAAUCAAGAUCCGGUUAUAUUGUUUGUGUGAUUUGUAUAAGAAGAAGCGAGAUCGUACACUAUAUUCUUUUCACUGAUAAUUUUUCGAAUAACGACGUUAGAAUAGACGACAAGCACGAUAAAACUGAUUUGCGGAACUGCAGCGUACAAUACGCACGCGGUGUCUAAAAAUGGCGAAGGUGUUUCGCGCGGUGACAGUAUCGACUUUGUCAAACAAUGGACAGUCAACAGCAAAAUUCAACAAGCCGGUCACGCUUAAUAUCAAUUAUGAUCCACAAGGUCUCAGCGUUGAGUUCCUUGCAGGAGAAUCAACUGGUAGAGAUAAAACAACACUAUUGGAAUUUCCAGUAACUCCUAGUACAGAGUGUUCUAGAGUUUCAUCUAGAAGCUAUGUAUUCACACUUGAUACUGAUAGCUUACUUAUAACAUUUGUCAGUGAAACCGAUUUUAGAAAUUUCCAUUCACAAAUAUUGAAAUUAAAGAAUGGCAAAGGUGUUUCUGCAUUUAAUGAAAGGACUGAAGAAUCAUCAGCUAUGCAAUAUUUUCAAUUUUAUGGUUACCUAUCUCAGCAACAAAAUAUGAUGCAAGAUUACAUUAGGACUAGUACAUACCAGCGAGCAAUCCUAGGAAAUCUGUCUGAUUUUAAAGAUAAAGUUGUGUUAGAUGUAGGUGCAGGUUCUGGAAUAUUAUCAUUUUUUGCAGUACAAGCUGGUGCAAAAAAAGUAUAUGCAGUAGAAGCAAGUAAUAUGGCAAAUCAUGCAGAAUUGUUAGUUGCUGCUAAUAAUUUGUCAGACAAGAUUAUUGUCAUUGCUGGUAAAAUAGAAGAAAUUGAUUUACCAGAAAGAGUAGACUGCAUAGUGAGUGAACCCAUGGGUUAUAUGUUAUACAAUGAAAGAAUGCUUGAAACGUAUCUUCACGCAAAAAAGUGGUUAGUUCCAGGUGGAAGAAUGUUCCCCUCUCGAGGUGAUCUUCACAUUGCACCUUUUUCCGAUGAAAAUCUUUAUAUGGAGCAAUUUAAUAAAGCUAACUUUUGGUACCAAACAUGUUUUCAUGGUGUAGAUCUCUCAGCGAUGCGAAAUAAUGCGAUCAAAGAAUACUUUAGACAGCCAAUAGUUGAUACCUUUGAUAUAAGAAUUUGUAUGGCUAAAUCUAUAAGACACAUUGUAGAUUUUCAAACUGCUAAUGAGACUGAUUUACAUAAAAUAGAAAUUGAUGUGGAUUUUCACAUAUUGGAAAGUGGUACUUGUCAUGGUCUCGCAUUUUGGUUUGAUGUUGCAUUUAUUGGAUCAACGCAACAGGUUUGGCUAAGCACAGCUCCCACAGAACCUCUUACUCAUUGGUAUCAAGUUCGUUGUCUUUUGGAAAAUCCUUUGUUUUGUAAAAGCGGUCAACUGUUGUCUGGGAAAGUCAUUCUUAUUGCGAAUAAAAGACAAUCGUACGACGUAACAAUAGAACUGAAACUAGAAGGGACGAAUAUGGAAAGUAGUAGUAAUACUUUAGAUUUGAAAAAUCCGUACUUCAGAUACACAGGAGCAGCUGCACAACCCCCACCUGGUUUAAAUAAUACAUCUCCUAGCGAGUCCUAUUGGACUACUUUAGAUGCACAAGGUGCCAGACAAGCGGUAAACAUGGUUAAUGGAAUGUCUGUGAAUGGUUUAGGCGAAGUUUCUAUGGAUGCGACCGCAGCAGUAAAUCCCAGUAACUUGCUUGCAAUAGGAGGCCAACCAAAUAUUCAUCCCGGUUCGAUUUCGAGUACAGGGCGGGGACGAGUGGGGGGUACAGCGACGAGUACACAAGCAGCACAGUUAAUAGGUGGUGGAAUCACUCCAAAUAUGUUUACAUCUCCCGCUACGCUUGGUGUUACUUUCCAGCAAUCGCUGGUCCUUGGCAAUACUUCACAUUAUCCAGUGAAUCCCAGCUUGAUGAUUGGAGAUUAUGUGACACCUGGUAAUGGCAUAUCAUCUCAAACGUAUCGACAAUGAUCAAUGGCUAAAUCAUUUUGCACCGAAUAUUCUCAUUCGGCAAAACAAUUAAGUGAUCGCCAUAGCUCUAGCAGUAGCGGAGAUAUCAGCAACAACAAUAAACAGAGCCGCAAGUUGGUGUUUAGUUCUCCAGCAAGCAAAUUACGACUCUCAUCUGCUGUUCGUAUCUUAAACGCGGUUAACUUGGCCAAUCUUAAUACGAACGUUGGUCACGUUAGUGGCAGCAGCAGCAACAACUUCGCUUACUUUAAUAAAGUCAUCAUUGGUUCUGGUUUUGGAUUUGGAUGGAGCGUUAGAAGAAAUAAGUCACAAUGGGAAGCACGUUGGAGGAGAGUGCGAACCGUCCUCUCGUAGUUGUCAUUAAUUUCCAAUUAGCCUUUAUUUAAUUGAAAUCCCUUGAAGGUUUGAUCUUCCAGAUCGAGAAGUGCAUGCUUGCCAAAUGUACCCAAGAAAAUAAUAUUUUUUAACGACAAUACAGUUUACUAAAGCGUAAUGUUCCACGCGACAACUAUUUUACGGGAUCCUGAUACAACAUCGAUUGUACAUCAAAAUCAAAUUAACGAAAGCAACGGGAGUAAUCAUAGUUGCAAUCUUUUUCCCCCUAUUUCCUUCGAUGUACACUUUUUCAAAAAGGUUUCAGUAUCGGAUUAACCGUGCAUCUAACGAUUAAAACUCUACUGUGUAUACAGGUUUGAUUGAGUUUCGAUCUUAAGCGAUUUUUACACAAUGUUUAGGUAUAUAUAGCGUAAUAACGUUCCGAAUAUUUCGAAAAGUGCAAAAAGCAAUAAUUCGUUAGGGAUACGAUAUGGAGCACUCUGUGGCAUUGCCUGUUAUUUAUAUCGAUUUUAUUUUCGAGGUGGUUAUAUUCAAUGAAUCCUUCUUAUACUUUUCCUCUAUUGAAAACGAAAAAAAAGGAAAAAAUAUAUCGAAUAUGAAAAAUUCCGUAUGGUUACGUCCACCAUAAUUUCAUUUAAUUUCUGAACUGUUAUUUUUUAUUUUUUAGUACGUAAUACUUCCGUUAAUUAUUUAUAACUUAGAGAAGAACAGAGAAAUUGUAUAUAAUUAAUUACAUAAAUCGAUCGACCCGAUGAUAUAAUUUGCAUUAACAAUAAGAGAAAGAAGAACAUAUUCCAAUAAAAUGACGAUAAAUUAUGUUGCGAUUCGUAUGUAGCUGAUUUACUGUAUUGUAUUAUUGCAAUGUACAGAUACUAGAAUAGCAUGUAUAGGCACAAUUUCAAAUUUGUGACAUUUGUAUUACAUAUCGGCCUUCGGUCAAUAGGAUUAAUUCUAUACUUUUAGUGUACUUCUAUUAUAGUAGAAUUCUACGUAUGUCGUCCCCAUAUGUCUCAUAUUGAUUACUCAUUUCAUUGAGUAACUAAAUUUUCCUUUGUUGUAAAUUGAAAAGAAGUGGAUUUUGUUGUUUUAGUAAAAUAUGACUUAUAAUAUUCUAAUAUUUAUAAGUUUAUGAAAUAAUAAUUAUAUAAACAAUAUAUAACGAAACAUUUUGUCUAUUUCUAUAAAAAGCAUACGUUAAACAAGAUCCAUUUGUUUCAUUUUUCAAUCUUAACAAAUUUUGUUAAGCGGUAUAUAAUAAAAAUAGGGCAACAUUUUUUUUAUAGUCUCGAAGUGACGAACGACUUAUUUAAUUGAAUGAGUAAAGAUAUAUUUCUAAAUUAAAGAUUCAGGUAAUCUUCUGAUAAUAAGGUAUCUUUGUGAUAUUUGUAGAAAUGGAGUAAACACGCGUAGUGAUGUCAAUGCGAUUUUUACAUCUUUCUUUGCUACAGUUUAAAGAUGCAGAGUUAUAAAAUCUUUCGUUUUUAUUUUUAACAAAACCUGAAGAACAUAUAAAUAUGUAUAAAAAGUAUUAUAUUUUUUUAGGUUCUUGUUAUUUUUUACAUAUUUCUGUAUUCAUUGUCACAGUUUCAUUCUAUAUAUUUUGGUGAUCCUAAAUUGUAUUAUUCGAAGAUUAUCUAUUCAUAAUAUAAUUGUACAUAUGAUACUCUUAAUUUUUACAAAUUGAUUAUAUUCAGAUCUCGAUAAUAACGCUUAAGUCUCAUUAGUUCCUAAGGAGUGCUCUUUAGUUGCUAUUUGCACAAACUUGCUUUUCAUUUUAAGAUACUUGUUUUUGCUUUUAAUAUAUCAGUCCUAUAUAUCUUGGAAAGUACUUUCAAACUUAAUGAACCAGUUAGGUAUACGUUGCUUUCACAAAGAAGAGAAUCGUUUGGUUUGAGACCAACUUAUAGUCUUGCAGAUUAAAUUUUUCGGAUUUGAUGUGUACGAUAUAAACGUUUAUUUUAACGUUUAUUUUAUUGAUUUAUUGUCACUCUUACAGAGGGUUUCCUUUAUCGAUGAUGUAAUGCUAAAUGUGUAAAUAAUUUGCUAGUAUUCUUUGAUGUUUGUUUAAGGAGUGGUUGUAGUUGUACGUAACGGAGCAUAUAAUUUUUUUAGUGUAUGUAUUUAAUAUUUGAGAUCACAUUGACUGCAGGCAUUCCACAAGUGCUGAUAACAUUAUACAAUUCGUUACUCUAUAUAAAACAUGAACAUGCCUCUUCCAAUCUCGUUCUUUCUCUAUUUCUCUUUCACUCUUUCUCUUUCAGAGAAAAAAAAAAAAAAAAAAAAAUUGGAAACAUUAAAAGCAAUAUUUAGAAUCGAACGCGUACAAAAGUAUUAGUUACCGUGUGUUUUAAGUUUCAAUAGGAGAGACAAAAGAUUGAGUAAAACUAAGCAUAUACCUUUUUUGAUAUUUUUCUAGAUAUUGCUUUCAGUGUUAGCGCGUGUACUUUCAAGCGUAUGUUCUUUCUUUUUUUCCUUUACCGUCUUUUUUUCUCUUUUUUUAUUAUUCCAUUUUAGAAAAUUUUUAACGACUGAAAGAUACAAAAUAUCUCAGGUAGCCAAGUAAGUUUGAAGGAUACUGUUUUUAUACAUUUUCUGCCACUUUUCAAUUGUGCGCUCGAAUUUCGGAAAUUUAUGGUUACGUGUGGAAGAGAAAAAAGAAUAAGUUCUUCCCAUUUACUCUUCAUAAUAUUGAGCUUAAUUAAUUGCUUUCAUCUAGAUACGAAAUAUUUGCAAAUAAAGAAAAUGUACACGUAUUAGUUUGGAUAGCAAUGAGAAAAUGUUUGCGUACCACAAAAGAUUUAUUACUCAAUAAUGUCAUUUCUGAUAUUGUUUUCUAGUUCUCUUGUAAUGUGUGAUAAAUGAAGAGUUAUUAGGUGAUGUAGAAAGUAUUAAGUAUUAAUCGAUUUGCACCAGGAAAUAUAGUUUUAAAAUUUGAUAUAAAUCAUUUGUUUUAAUUAAUCGAUAAUUUAUGAGGCAUUAAAUUUUAUAAAUUGACAUUCAGUGACAUUAUAAAAUCAUAUCUGUUAAAUAUUUCCUGUUGCUAAUGGAUUAAACAUUUUUCCAUUUUCUUUUGAGUGGCCAAACCGAAGAGUGAUUUAUUUAAUUAUAAAAAUUUUGUAACUCGGUUUCGAUCCUUUUUUCUAUAUUAAAAUUUUUUACAAUAACCGAAA
This is a messenger RNA of Bombus pascuorum, 5544 nucleotides long. It is a transcript of the gene Art4, whose product is annotated as histone-arginine methyltransferase CARMER. Gene Ontology annotation, molecular function: protein-arginine N-methyltransferase activity. Bases 227 to 2038 code for a protein of 603 amino acids. The record is from RefSeq and is a predicted model, not a curated record. Gene Ontology annotation, biological process: peptidyl-arginine methylation. Lineage: Eukaryota; Metazoa; Arthropoda; Insecta; Hymenoptera; Apidae. The transcript is spliced from 8 exons.